This is a messenger RNA of Parnassius apollo (apollo), 1170 nucleotides long. NCBI's taxonomy places the organism in Eukaryota, Metazoa, Arthropoda, Insecta, Lepidoptera, Papilionidae. The record is from the annotation of a GenBank genome assembly.
AUGAAAAUAGUAACCGAUCGAUGGAUGCUCUAUUCAAAAACUACAGUAUUACUUAUCAAACAAUAUGGAAAUGAAAUAUCACACUAUAAUUUAAUUGUGACAUAUAUAAUCUCAGCCGACGACAACUGCGAAGCUAAAAUCAAGGGAUUCAGUCUGAAAAGGCAUCAUGAAAUUAUAGAGGAGUAUCCGUUAACUCCCCUACUAAUAAUAAAUCUUCCGGAAACACCACAGUUGUUAAUGAAGACAUCUUCAAAUCCAGCAGCAGUAAACCUGGAUGGUGUGGACCUGACCAAUCUACAGCAGCUAAACCACAUAUUAACCAGUGAUAGUGUAAAAAUGGAGAAAAGGGAUGUGCUGUGGGAUAAAACCCUCGAAAGUUAUAAAGACAAAAGAAAAACUCUACAGGCUUGGCGUGACAUAUGUACAUUGAUCAAUGAGGAUUUUGAAACGCUGCUUGAUGUGGAAAAAAAUAAAUACGGAAAACUGGUUGUGAAAAAGUUGAAAUCGAUGAGAGACGAGAGAAAAUUAAGCGAGAGCAAGUCGGGAUCGGGAGCUAAUCCAAUAGUUCAUAAGUACACGUACUAUGACAACAUAAAAUUUUUGUCAAAAAUAGCCCAACAUAGGGAUACUGAGUCAAAUAUGCAACCAACCUUUAACACUGAAAGUGACGACAGCCAUGAUACACUGAUCAGAAAAAGGAAGAAAGAACAAGUUCAUAAAGAAAAAGAUUUGAGUGUAGUAGAUAGAAGAAUGAUUCAAUUUAUCGAUUCUAUGCAAAAAGAAGAAAAGAAAACCGAUGACAGCAGAAUUAUGUCAUUUUUCAAGAGUAUUGCUCCAACAAUAGAGAAGUUCAGUGACGAUGAAGUUGUCGAAUUUCAAUAUCAAGUUAUUUCAAUAUUACGGAAUUUUAAACAAAGAAAUAUAAGUAGCAACAUAUCAGAAUCUCAAAGUAUACACCUGCAAGAAUCCAUCCAACUUCAGCCAACCUAUGAUAUUGAAGCUUAUGGAUAUUCUACUGCACCUGGACCUUCUAACGUGAGAAGCCAAUCUAGACUUACUACUUAUAGUUCCGAACUAGAAUUUGACUCUUACACUCGAUUUGGUCAAAGUCAACCCAGUGUGCAAUCCAGUAUGAGUGACGACCUCGACUUUGCGACGCUGAAUAAUUAA